AGAAUAUAAAUAAGGGAUUGCAAAAAGGACUUGGAAAAUUAGGAGAGUUGGAUCAUAUAUGCGCAGUGCUGACACGUAUAAAGGGCAUCUUCUUUCUGCUCUCAACCGGUGGUGCUUGCUUAUAAGCUGCGUUUCUGUUUCUGAGCUCCAAAACCUUGUAAAUCUGCCAUGUUUUCAGCACUUCAACUUGAGCUGUUGCUGGAAGUUGUAGGAAUGUUUGAUGCCUCCUUGGAUAUGAAGAAUAAUUCCUGCAGAAUAUUCUACUGUGCAUUCAGUGAAGUAUACAGAUGUGGAUGGUCAUUUUGUGCCACUUUCACAUUGUGUGUCACUCGUCAGUUAAGAAUAAAAGCCAUUUGCUUGGUUCCUAUAGAAAUGUAAGCAAAAGUUCAUUGUAUUGGCUGACUCAAGGCUGUGGGCUGACUGUAGAAGGUAUAUUCCACAGAAAUCACACUUCACUUCUAAAACAAAGUUUAAGUUAGCAAGACCAACUAAUGACCCUGGCCUUAGCCGCUAGUCCAAGGACCGAGUCAAAGUAGCAACUGCUACCUGCGCCUCUUAACAGCCACAUUCACAUGGCCUGACAACUGGCACAGUCCAGCCCCAACUCAUCCAUUGAAUGUGCUCUGUGUCGUGACCCAUUACCAGUUGCCACUGAUAAUGAACAGUCAGUAUCAGCCUGAAACAGUUACAGCAAUUGGAGUAGGCAGAAGCAGUCCAUGCUGGACUGGGACAUGCAAAGCAAUUGCAGUUCUUGGGGUGUUACAUUUGAAGAAUAGUUUUUUAUAGUAUUUGUUAUCUGUCAUGGAGUUAGCCAAAGUGCUGACAAAGAAAGAGCGGCGGCAGCUUCGUCAGCAGGGCCGAGUCCCACACAAGUUGAAAGAGCUUUCAAAGGCCACACAGGUUUUGAAAGUUGAUCGGAAGAAAGACAAUAGGACCAGGCAGCCAUGGAACAGGCCGAAAAAUGCUGAUGAUGGAGAUCCCUUCCCAGGACCGGUGCCACACUCCCACUCACAGCUGGACAAGUAUGACUGGGGCGAAGGGCUGGACGUGUCGUCCCUCCGGCCGGGCCCGCACCAGGCACACGCCCGGCGCCGGGAGCGGCUCACGGAACAGGCGCUCCAUGAGAUGGCCACCGGCGAGAUGCUGCUUCAGGAGGAGGAUGGUUUCCUGGAGGCGGACGAGGGCGAGGACACUGCCGACAUCAGCCAGUCGGAUCUGCGGGACGCCGUCGACAUCACGUCUGCCACCAAACAGUUCGAGCUGCGGCUGCGCCAGUUCGGCCCCUACUGCGCCAACUAUACGCGCAACGGCCGCCAGCUGCUGCUGGGCGGGUCGCUGGGUCACGUGGCCGCCCUCGACUGGGUCACCAAACAGCUGAUGUGCGAGGUCUCUGUCGGCGAAUCCGUCCAUGACGUCAAGUGGCUGCACAACGAGAACAUGUUUGCGGUGGCGCAGAAGGAGUGGGUGUUCGUCUACGACAGCCAGGGCACCGAGCUGCACUGUCUGAAGACGCUGCACCGGGCGCUGAAGCUGGAGUUCCUGCCCUACCACUUCCUACUGACCUGCUGUACGGAGCGGGGCCUUCUCAACUGGCUGGACGUCAGCACGGGCCGGAUCGUCACCCAGACGCACACACGGAUGGGCCGACUGGGCGUCAUGUGUCAGAACCCAGCGAACGCCGUGCUGUGUCUGGGUCACACGCGCGGCGUGGUCAGUAUGUGGACGCCCAACGUACCGGAGCCCGUGGCCAAGAUACUCUGCCACCCGCACCCUGUCCAGGCCGUCAGUGUCGAUCACACGGGCACGUAUCUGGCCACGGGCAGUGUGGACCGGACUGUGAAGGUGUGGGAUCUGCGCACCUACGGCUGUCUACAGUCGUACCGGCUGGGUGCGGGAGCCAGUCACCUGCAGUGGAGCCAGAAGCACCUGCUGGCAGCCGCUGUCGGUAACACAGUGGAGGUGUACCGUGACUGUAUCACCGGUACCCCUGAUCGUCCGUACCUGAGACACAAGAUGGCGGGCUCGGUCAGCGGGCUCCAGUUCUGUCCCUACGAGGACGUGCUCGGCUGCGGACACAGAAACGGCUUCACCAGCAUGCUGGUACCCGGUGCCGGCCAGGCCAACUUUGACGCGUACGAGAGCAACCCGUACCAGACCAAGAAGCAACGGCGUGAGGCGGAGGUCAAACAAUUGCUGGAAAAGAUUCAGCCGGAGCUGAUCACUUUGGACCCGGUCGCCCUGGGACAGGUGGACACCGCCACACUGCAGGAGAAGGUCCAGGCCAAGGAGAAACUAUUGUUCGUCAAAACGCCCAAGAUCGACUACACUCCCAGGAAGAAGACCAAGGGCCGCAGCAAAGACGGCAAAAUGGCCGCGCGCAAGAAGGGUGUUCGAGGCCUCGAACAACGGAAAUACAUCAAGGAGGCGAAGAAGGCGUCCAAGGCCCUUAUCGAGGCCGAGAAGGGCCCUGCCAAGGCGGCGACCGCGACCAAAAAGGCUGUGCUCGACCGAUUCAAGAAGAAAUCACUAUAGGUGCGACUUUCGACAUAAAACAAUGCUAUCUGUAUAUCGCCCAAGUGAAAUACAUUUUGUCGACCGUG
Messenger RNA from Amphibalanus amphitrite, 2600 nucleotides. RefSeq names its product WD repeat-containing protein 46-like. The transcript has 12 exons. NCBI's taxonomy places the organism in Eukaryota, Metazoa, Arthropoda, Thecostraca, Balanomorpha, Balanidae. Gene Ontology annotation, molecular function: protein binding. The coding region runs from base 802 to 2532 and encodes 576 amino acids. The record is from RefSeq and is a predicted model, not a curated record. Gene Ontology annotation, cellular component: small-subunit processome; 90S preribosome; nucleolus. Gene Ontology annotation, biological process: maturation of SSU-rRNA from tricistronic rRNA transcript (SSU-rRNA, 5.8S rRNA, LSU-rRNA).